This is a messenger RNA of Penicillium soppii, 1083 nucleotides long. RefSeq lists its product as uncharacterized. Gene Ontology annotation, cellular component: mitochondrion. The record is from RefSeq and is a predicted model, not a curated record. Lineage: Eukaryota; Fungi; Ascomycota; Eurotiomycetes; Eurotiales; Aspergillaceae. Bases 1 to 1083 code for a protein of 360 amino acids. Gene Ontology annotation, biological process: L-valine catabolic process. Gene Ontology annotation, molecular function: NAD binding; NADP binding; 3-hydroxyisobutyrate dehydrogenase activity. The transcript has 3 exons.
AUGAAUCUUCGAACGGCAUUAGCUCUCCCACGGAGGACGACUCUUUUCCAUGCGUCUACAGUGGAUCUCCGACGCUGGCCGUCUAGCUCGGCCCGAGCUUUCUCCACAACUAUGCACCGCGAUGCGACGUGGGGCUUUGUCGGACUCGGACAAAUGGGGUACAAUAUGGCCAAGAACCUACGCGCCAAGAUCCCCGCAUCCGAUACCCUAAUCGUGCGCGAUAUCAACGAAGAUGCGAUGAAACGAUUUGCUACUGAGGCCCAGGAGGCUGCACGCAGCAAUGGCGCCACUGCCAAUGAAGGAUUAGUCGAGCUAGCAGAGAACGCCCGCGAGGUCGCUGAGAAAUCAACAGUGAUAGUGACCAGCCUUCCGGAGUCUCAACACGUCAUUGAUGUCUACCACUCUAUCUUGAGACAUGGCGAUCUCCCGCUGCUUGAGCAGGAGCGUCUUUUCAUCGACACUUCUACCAUUGAUCCUACCACGUCCAAGGAUAUUGCCAAUGCUAUUCACACCACGCAAAGCGGUCGCUUUGUGGACGCCCCUGUAUCAGGUGGUGUGGUUGGUGCCCGGGCUGGAACACUGUCAUUCAUGUUCGGCGCCUCUUCGCAAUCAGACGAGUUACUCGAGCGUAUCCGCGGGGUGCUCGCCUUGAUGGGCAAAAAGGCCUGGCAUCUCGGCGAGCCUGGUGCCGGAGUGUCCGGCAAGCUGGCCAACAACUACAUUUUGGCCUUGAACAACAUCGCCACGGCCGAAGCUAUGAACCUCGGUGUUCGCUGGGGUCUCGAGCCCAAGGCUUUGGCCGAAAUGAUCAAUUCGUCAACUGGUCGAUGCUGGCCAUCUGAGGUUAACAAUCCCGUUCCUGGCGUUGUUGAAACAGCCCCCGCGUCACGUGGGUAUGAAGGUGGCUUCGGAGUGAGCUUGAUGCACAAGGACCUGCGACUGGCUCUUGCGGCUGCGGAGGAGUCUGGCACUCCUCUUGCCUUAGGUUCCCAAGCACGUGAGGUAUAUAAGGCUGUAGAAGAAAAGCACCGUGGCAAGGACUUUUCAGUGGUUUACAAGUGGCUGCAGGAGAAGUCUGAAUAG